This is a messenger RNA of Colletotrichum spaethianum, 2541 nucleotides long. RefSeq lists its product as uncharacterized. The transcript is spliced from 2 exons. The record is from RefSeq and is a predicted model, not a curated record. Bases 1 to 2541 code for a protein of 846 amino acids. NCBI's taxonomy places the organism in Eukaryota, Fungi, Ascomycota, Sordariomycetes, Glomerellales, Glomerellaceae.
AUGUCCCACAGACAAGCCCCGCCGAAGCCGAACCGGAGCUCGCGGCCCCAGACAGCCACCAAAUCCGGCUCGGCACCGAUGAGCUCCGAGGCCACGGCUCCGGCCCCCAAGAUCUCUAGGCAGACCACCACCACCUUGGCGGCACCGAAGCCAGUCCGCCCUGUCUCAGCAACACUCCAGCCCCCGACGCCGCAGUGGACGGGGAAUCCAAGCCCGCCUUCCUACACCAGCUUCAACGUCCCCCCGCCUGGAAGCCCGGCACCGAGCAACGGCGCCGGCGGCCCAUCAGCCCCCCGAGGAUGCCAUCCUCUUCGCCCGGCGUUUCCGCUUCCAGCCGUCUGGCUGACAUCCGCAGUCCGGGACCAGACAGAAUCAACGGGCUACAUCCCUAAAAGUACCGCCCAGCCCCCAAAGAAGCCAUCCACUCCAGUGCCCAUUGCCACCCGGGUUCCAGUCAGUGCGACACAUGGAGUCUUGACUCCUCCGGAUAGUGCAACGAGCCCCGUGGAAGCGCCCGGGAUUAAGCAGCGACCUGGGAUGAUCGACUUUGACAACCUUGAAGAGACUCUCCAAAACCUGCGCUUCGCACCCUCGCCGAUGCUGUCCACCAUCUACUCCGUACCAACAACCCCUCGCGACGAACUUUCUACCCCCGACUUCACCAACGGCGCCGCCUCUUGCUUCACACCUCCGUCCACCAACCCUACCCCCGAACCCGUUACGCCGCUGGACUCGACCCCACGAGGACCUCCGCCGGCGAUCAAGGAACCCAUCAUGUCAGCCACCAGACCGCGCGCCAACUCCCGCAGAGCCAGCCCACCGAGCAGAAAACGUGGACGUGGCGUGGUUGCUUGCAUCGAUAGCCCUGUAGCCUUUUGUACGACGUGGUACACUCACCCUACCGCCCCAGACUUUUCCAUCUGCUCCAGAUGCUAUGAAGACCAUCUUGUCGGCACCCGCUUCGAGCACGAUUUCCGUGGCAAGGUAUGCGACGACAGCAAGCCCCGUGUAUGCCGCUUCAGCAAACCCCGAAUCAAGGACCACAUCCUUCGAAACACCCUCGCCACAGGACGGAUCGAAGACCUUAUCAGUUUCCUUCGUCACAGAAGCACCAUCCCCGACUGCAGGGGACUCGACGGCGCCAGGGGAAGCGAAGGGGCUAAAUGGUACCGUCCCAAGAACAACGCCGUCCCGAACAUGGUCGUCUGUCAAGCGUGCUUCGAAGACCACAUCCAACCCUAUCGCUUCGCCGCAAACUUUGAGGUGGCCGCAGGGCAGGCGCCUCACGACGUAUGGUCGUGCGACCUGUCCAUCCAGUACAUCCGGAAUAUUUACAAGACUGCGGCGGCCAAGAACGACUGGGCUGACUUCACAAAGCAAGCCAUCGCCCGGAUGAGCAUCCCCGCCUGCGCCAAGCGCCAGAAAGUAACCGUGGGCUCCCGGAAGUGGUUCACCCCGACGAAGAACCACGAGGGCGUCCUUGUUUGCGCCGCUUGCUACAACGACCACAUCAUCGGCUCCGGUGAGGAACGCAAGUGGCGCAACGCUGGGGACAACCUCGCGUCCCGAUACGGUAGCUUGGUCUACUGCGUAUUGGGCCACUUUAACGUUGGCAUUGCCAUGUCGCGCGCCAUAGAGACCAACGACUUUUCCAUCUUUUGGAAAGCCCUCGGUACGUCGUGCAGCGAAGAGUUCUGCGGCCCCCAGGGAAUCAAGGACGGAAAAUGGUAUACCUUCCCGUCUCAUCCCGAGGAAUUUGGCAUCUGCGCUUCAUGCGUGGCUACAAUUGCCGAGCCACUCGGCCUCGCAUCCUCUCUCGUCCCCAAAUGCGGUGUAUCCCCCGGCACAACAACCCUCUGCUCCUUCAACCCGGCAAGCCCGCGAUUCGUCUCCUACAUGACGAAGCUGCUGGAAGGCUUCUUUACCGCUGACACUCAGCCCCUCGAAUCCUACGCCCUCGAGUUUGCCAGCCUGCCCCUUUGUCCUCGCGACGAAGACUUUCAGAACCGUCGAUGGUACGGCUGGAAAGACUGCACCAUCUGCCCCUCCUGCUAUCACGAGUUCGUUCGCGGCACUGCCCUCGCCGUUUCGAUGCCUCUGAAGGGCGACAUCGUCCCCACAAGUCUCAUGUGCGAGAUGUACAGCCCGCGCAUGCGCAGCCUCUACUCUGAGGCCUGCGCACGCUCGCCGCCUGACGCAUCGGAGCUUCUGGAGGUCUCCAAGGCCCGCCGCGCAGUGUAUGUCGAAACUGUUCCUACGAUCCGGGAGAUGAUCAUGGAGGCACAGGUGGCGCUGGGACAGCAGCGGAUGUUGAACGUCAUGGGUUCGACUAACAGGGCCAUGGGACAGAUCCAGGACACCACGAGGCAGAGCCUGGGUGUGUGUAACAUGCCGGGUGUUGGCUUCGGCUUCUCUAAUCACUUUGAGAUGCAAGGUGCGUUGUAUGGAAAGCAGGCGAACUCGAUACUGGCCGAGUAUGGUUCUGGGUCGUGGACGCAUGUUAUCAAGCAGUUGGAGAGAAAAUGGAGGGAGGUGGAAUGA